Molecule: messenger RNA, 2012 nt
Organism: Eruca vesicaria subsp. sativa (arugula)
Lineage: Eukaryota; Viridiplantae; Streptophyta; Magnoliopsida; Brassicales; Brassicaceae
Source: the annotation of a GenBank genome assembly
UGCAGGUUCUGUGUUCUUGCUCUGCUCCGUGAUUUAUUGACUCUUUUUUUUGUCUUCUCAAGGCGUAUUUAGAUAAAAACCAUUCUCCCAUAAAGAGAGACAGAGACAAGAAGAAGAAACAAAAGCAUUGGUCUUUAGUUACUUAACUUUGUCACAUCCCUUCUGUAAGAAAUAUUGCGAGGGAGACUGUUCAUAUUCUAUGUUCUCGUGUUCGUAUGACAUAACAAAAUUUGUCUUUAGGGUUCUGUCUUUUUUUUUGCGAUAAUGUCUAGAGAGUGUUUACUAGAUUACUAUUAUUAAAUACUCUGUUUUGAGUUUUGGUUUUUUAUCUCUUAACCACCAUGCAAAGAGUACACAACAAACCAGUUGAUUCCAUCGGAAAAUCUCCGUCCGCCACCGUUAAGCAACAUUUAACAAAACAGAGCAACGGCGGAGUAACGACGGAAGCGGCGGAUAUGAAGGAACCGAGCAUUGACACAGAUAAGCUCAGCUACGAGAUUUUCUCCAUUCUUGAAAGCAAGUUUCUUUUCGGGUACGAUGAGCAAGAAACGUCACCGACGGUUGCUGAGCCUGUAAACGGCGUCGUUCCGGGAUCAAUCAAGAACCAGAGAGGCAAAGUCUGUGUUUUGAGCAUCGACGGAGGCGGGAUGAGAGGGAUCAUACCGGGAAAGGCUUUAGCUUAUCUGGAGAAAGCGUUGAAAACCAAGUCGGGUGACCCGAACGCCCGAAUCGCCGACUACUUCGACGUAGCUUCCGGUUCCGGUAUCGGUGGAGUCUUCACGGCGAUGCUUUUCUCUUCGAGCGAUGGUGACCGUCCGAUCUUUAAUGCGGACGACACGUGGAGGUUCCUAGUUAAAAACGGUAAAAGUUUUUAUAAACCAACGUCCGGUACCGGGAGGUUACUAAACCGGGUGAUGAAAACCGGUUCGGGUUCUAAGCUAGAGAAAUCGAUGAAGGAGACAUUCGCUGAGCUGACACUCAAGGACACGCUUAAACCGGUUCUGAUUCCUUGUUACGACCUCGCGAGCUCCGCGCCGUUCCUUUUCUCACGCGCCGACGCGUUGGAAACGGACGGCUACGAUUUUAAACUACGGGAGGUUUGUAGAGCCACGUGGGCCGAGCCGGGAGUGUUUGGGCCUGUGGAGAUGAGAUCAGUGGAUGGUAAAACGCGUUGCGUUGCGGUUGAUGGUGGACUAGCGAUGAGUAAUCCCACGGCUGCUGCGAUCACUCACGUGUUGCACAACAAGGAAGAGUUUCCUUUCGUUAGAGGCGUUGAGGAUUUGCUUGUGUUGUCUCUUGGUACGGGACAGUUGGUGGAUGUUAAGUAUGAAUGUGAUAAGGUUAUGAAAUGGAAGGCUAAGCAAUGGGCUCGACCCGCGGUUCGGAUAUCUGCUGAUGGUGCGGCUGAUACUGUGGACCAGGCGGUUUCCAUGGCGUUUGGUCAGUGUAGGAGGAGUAACUAUGUUCGUAUUCAGGCGGAUGGGUCAAGGUUUGGUCCGUGUAGACCAAACAUAGACACGGACGCUAGUCCAAGCAAUGUGAAUAUGCUUGUGGGAGUAGCGGAAGAGAUGUUGAAGCAGAAGCACGUUGAAUCGGUUAUGUUUGGUGGUAAGAAAAUCAGUGAAGAAAGUAAUUUCGAGAAGCUGGAUUGGUUAGCCGGUGAGCUUGUGCUUGAACACCAGAGGAGGAGUUACAGAAUCGCUCCCACUGUAGCGUUCAAACAAUCAAGCGACAGAAGAAUUGUUCAGAAGACUAUCUUCAAGGAUAUUGAUUGCAUGUUUUGAAGAUGUUCUUUUCUUAAUUUGUAUAGAUUAAUGUUUUGACUUUUUGAGUUCAGAGAAGAAAGCGAAACAUCUUCUUCGAAAAGGUUUCAUUCUUGUCCAUUCUAGUAGUGUGUGUGAUUUUUGCUCAAUUUGAUUGGAGACAAGAUAUCCUUUUGUAAUGAUUUGAUGUAAACGUAAGUUUAGAGAUGUGAACUUGGGAGCGUGAUGAAUAUAACGUUUCAAGAAGCU